This is a messenger RNA of Nanorana parkeri, 1649 nucleotides long. RefSeq names its product gamma-aminobutyric acid receptor subunit rho-1-like. The transcript has 10 exons. Gene Ontology annotation, cellular component: membrane; synapse; GABA-A receptor complex. Gene Ontology annotation, molecular function: neurotransmitter receptor activity; GABA-A receptor activity; extracellular ligand-gated monoatomic ion channel activity. The record is from RefSeq and is a predicted model, not a curated record. Lineage: Eukaryota; Metazoa; Chordata; Amphibia; Anura; Dicroglossidae. The coding region runs from base 139 to 1578 and encodes 479 amino acids. Gene Ontology annotation, biological process: monoatomic ion transmembrane transport; nervous system process; chemical synaptic transmission.
CUGAGUGGCGUUUCUUUUCUGUAUGGGUAAACAUCCUUCUAAUAAUGAGAUGACCCACCAAUAUUUUAAAGAAAAAACUAAAUUUGGUGUUAGUGUUUCCAGUCUGGAUUAUUUUUGGGCCAUAAACUUCAAGGUAACAUGCUGACUAGGAGCUUUAUUUGGAUGUGUACCCUAUUUCUAUUGUGGCCAUGGAGUGUGUGUGCUGAGAGCAGAGCCCAUCGUCAAACAAGAGGCAUAAUACCUGAGUUGUAUAAGCAAGGAAGCAGACCACAGAGACAAAGGAGAGAAAUACCUGAAGAAACACACAAGCAAGGCAGUCCAGUUUUUAAAAGAAGUCCAGAUAUCACAAAAUCGCCUUUAACGAAAUCCGAACAGCUUCUCCGAAUAGAUGACCAUGACUUCACCAUGAGACCUGGCUUUGGAGGUCCAGCAAUCCCUGUUGGUGUGGAUGUACAAGUAGAAAGUCUUGACAGUAUUUCUGAAGUUGAUAUGGACUUCACCAUGACUCUAUAUCUUAGACACUAUUGGAAAGAUGAGAGAUUAUCUUUUCCCAGUACCAACAACCAAACUAUGACCUUUGAUGGGAGAUUAGUGAAAAAGAUAUGGGUACCAGACAUGUUCUUUGUUCAUUCAAAAAGAUCUUUCAUUCAUGACACCACCACAGACAAUAUCAUGCUGCGGGUACAGCCUGAUGGGAAGGUGCUAUACAGUUUAAGAGUUACAGUCACAGCUAUGUGUAACAUGGACUUCAGCCGAUUUCCCCUGGACACACAAUCUUGCUCCUUGGAAAUUGAAAGUUAUGCCUACACAGAGGACGACCUCAUGCUCUACUGGAAGAAUGGCAAUGAAUCUUUAAAAACAGAUGAAAGAAUUUCUCUCUCACAGUUUCUAAUUCAAGAAUUUCAUACCACCUCAAGACUUGCUUUCUACAGUAGCACAGGGUGGUACAAUCGGCUGUAUAUUAAUUUCACACUGAGACGUCACAUCUUCUUCUUUCUGCUACAAACAUAUUUCCCUGCAACUCUUAUGGUCAUGCUGUCCUGGGUCUCAUUCUGGAUAGAUCGCAGAGCCGUACCUGCCAGAGUUCCUCUAGGAAUAACUACAGUGCUGACCAUGUCAACCAUCAUUACUGGAGUAAACGCCUCCAUGCCCCGAGUAUCAUACAUUAAAGCUGUUGAUAUAUACCUUUGGGUUAGUUUUGUGUUUGUUUUUCUAUCGGUGCUGGAAUAUGCUGCUGUCAAUUACCUGACUACAGUGCAAGAGAGAAAAGAGAGGAAGCUGAGAGAAAAGCUUCCUUGUACGUGUGGGGUUCCACAACCACGACCAACGAUGGACAGCAGCUACAGUGAUGGAGAGGUAAACAAUUUGGGUGGUUUUGUUUGCGAAAAUGGUGAAAAAGAUGACCGGAUUAUGGUACAGCUGGCACUCAGCACAGAGAGGAACUCGAACAGAAGGAAGAGCCAGCGUGCUUACGUCAGCAUGCGUAUUGACACCCACGCUAUUGACAAAUAUUCAAGAAUAAUAUUCCCUGCAGCAUAUAUUCUAUUUAAUGUCAUCUACUGGUCAAUUUUCUCCUAGAGACACCUGACUUGCCAACAGACUUCAAUCCCGGGAUCUGGCCGAACUGUAUUAUACAAAUCACUGAGGUU